Paramecium pentaurelia is the source of this 916-nucleotide messenger RNA. Lineage: Eukaryota; Ciliophora; Oligohymenophorea; Peniculida; Parameciidae. The record is from the annotation of a GenBank genome assembly.
UGAUGAAAAAUUUNGUCUACAUUGCUUAACCUAAAAGAGUUAAUCAAAAUAGAAUGCCAGUAAUUCCUUAAGUAAUGGGUAAAUUAAAUAGACCAACAUUGAAAGAUGUAUAAGAAUAAAAUGGUGGUGCUGGUGUUUUCUCAUUCCCAUUAUAAGGUAUAAAUAUAUAUUAAUUAAUUUAAUAGAACAUUUUUUAUUAGAAAAUCCAGAUUGGAAAUAUGAUGCUGUUCCUGAAAUUAUGGAUGGUAAAAAUAUUGGAGAUUUUGUUGAUGCUGAUAUUUUAUAAAGAUUAGAAGAAUUAGAAAAGGAAGAGGAAAUGAUGGAUUAAGCUGAAAUUGAAGAUCCAGAAGAAGAUGAAAGAGAAGAGAUGUUAUUAAAUACAAGAGAUUAAAUUAAUAAAAAAAGAGAAAUGAUUAAAGAAGAACAUCAUAUGAAGAUGAAAUAAUAAGUUAAAUUACAUAGACCAAAUUUGGAAGAUGCAAAAGAAGAUUUUGCUAAAAAAGGAAUUGAUACUACCUUUUUAGAAUAAAGAGCAUAGAAAUUUGCUGCAAAAAAAGUUUUAUAAAAAUAAAAAAGAUAAUAAUAAUCAUCAGAUGAUAGUGAUGAUAAUGAUAUGGAUAUUGAAGGUAAUGAUAGAAAUCAAAGAAAAGGAAGAGAUGCUUUAUCUAGAAGUAGAAGUAGACUUAGAGAAAUCUCAAGAAGUAGAAGUAGAGGUAAUAAAAAAGUACUUACUGCUUAAGAAUAAGUAAAUAUAUCAUUUUAAAUAUUAUAGGCUAUGGAAAGAAUGUCUAAAAAAAUAUAAAGAAGAAGAAGAAAUGAAGCUAAAGCUGGUGAUGGUGAUACUAAAAUAGAUUGUAAAAUGCCUAAGCACUUAUUUACUGGUAAAAGUGGUAUUGGAAAAUAAUCAAGACGUUGA